UUCCUGUUUCUUUACGUCAGUGACGAACUCACCUGGGCAUAAAAACGGCGGCUACGCGAGGGGAGCUAGCUGUGUGCUAACCAGGCAGCUAGAAACAGGUUUAUCACAAAAUAACGUGAAUUAAAGAUUCAAUUAAAUGAAUAAAUGUCGCUCUUCAUCAGGCGGGCUUGUCUCCGUGGUUCCCCUCAUGGACAGGGGCAAGGUGGGCAGCCAUUUCUGCCCAGCAGCGGCGGAUAAUGACACUUCAUAUCCCGGUGUACGGGCUAAUUUAAUUCCCGGGGACUGUAGCGGAUACACCCCCCUCUUGUGGAGGCUUUUGCGGGAUUGCACACACUCCUCUCCCCCCUCUCUCUCUCUCUCUGUGGAGGUUUUCCUAACGUGAGGCUCCAUCAGACCUCUCUUCGCCUUUUGUCCGAGCGGCUCAAACGGCUUAACUGUGUUUUCAUAAGCCCCCGUGAAUAUCCAGCACGAAAUCCGACCAGCCCACCGGAUUGUGGAGCGGCGGACCGUCUCGUCUCCUCCUCAUCAUCCUCCUCCUCCUCCUCCUCCUCCUCCUUCUUCCUUCCUCCUCCUCCUCCUAUCUCUGCCUGCACUAUAUGUUACAUUUCCAGCCCCUCUCCUCUCGCCUAUUUUACGCAAGCGGCGUAGCGACACAAGUGCGCAGCCGAGAGGGAGAGAGCGAGGCACGGCAAGGAGGGAGCCCGGGCACCGGAGCGACGACGCGGCGACAGCAGCUGAAGCAGCGGCGGUGGUUGUGGUGGUGGUGUGUCAGUCUUUGUUGGAAACUGGUGGAUCUUGUUUAUUCUCCGGAUUUUGGAUCGGGCUGAUAGGAUAACUUCACACGGGACAAAACCUGCCGUCUUCCAUGCCAUCCACCGAUCCGCUUCGCCCGGCGUGUUGACGCCAGCGGAGAGGGGGGGAAGCUCGGGAGGCUGCACCGGGAGGAGCGCGUGUUGACAGGCGGAGGCGACAUGAAGAUCCACGCGUUUCCGUCCACCAGCUGCCCCGCAUAGAUGCAAACAAAACGGCGUGCUAUGGUUUCUUUAUGGGUUUUUAAAUGGGAUUUCAGGGGCUUAUGAUGCAGCAACGUGGGUCGGCGGCAGCAGCAGCAGCUUACAACCGGAGACAAGGAAAGAGAUGCUGCACGCUUGAGGUUUUUGCACCGUAGGGCAGCGUGUUAUUGACGGUUUGCACGUUGGGGAAAUAAUGCAUCGAGACACAACUUUGUUCACGGGCCUGACAGACUGCGAGACGCGUGAUUAUCCCUCAUAAAAGUACAUUUAUUUCUUCGCAGAGGCGCAUGCUCCGGUAAUCCUGUUAUUCUUGAAUACACAGCUCAGUGCUCCAGUGCCAUUUAUCUGCCAGCCCCCGGAGCCCUGUGCUGUUUUUAUGAUUAGUGCUGUUUAAAAACCCUGCAGUCUGCUGGUGUCAGUGGUUGUGUUGUGUAGAUGAAACCCCUCACAGAGGUGUAGGUGUUAUUGCACAUGUAGGCAGGGCCCUACCCUCAUGCACAUCCUGUCGAUAGCGAGAUAAAGACAGCUCGGGCUGUUUAUGCUGCUCUGCAAGUGUCACGGGGGUGUGUUUAAAAUCCCGCAUAUACACGGUGUGUUUUUAUGUUUGGAGGCAGCAGAUCGGCUGCUCGCCACAGAGCGGACUCUGUCGAAACCCUGUGCUGAGAAACUCUGCAAGGAAACGUCUCCAAGAAAAAGUUUUCAAUGGUUUUCCGAAAGUUGCCCGGUGUGUCGGCAUCGGGCAUGGGUCUGCGCCUGUCCCAGAAAUUCGUCUUUCUGCUCUUUCUCUCGGGUUUGGUAACUCUCUGCUUCGGGGCCCUUUUCUUUCUGCCAGACUCAGUCCGGCUAAAACGCAUCUUCCUGUCCAAGACAGAGACGCAGCCGGUCACCGUCGGCUCCGGGUCCGAGAACGAUGCCCGGGAGCACCUGAAGAGAGCCGGUAAGGAGCCGGAGCACCCGCGGGGUGUGACCUCUGCCAAGGGGGAGACCAGCACCAAGCUGAAGAGCCUGAUCCGCAAACCGCCCGUCUCUCAAGAGGCCACGGAGGAGCGGCUGGCCGGGGACAGGGCGCAGGAGGAUCUGACUCUGUCCCGGUCGAGGACGCAGUCCGCCUCGGAGAGAGUGACCUCCCCUGACCGCGGUGCCGGCUCGGAUACUUUCAGUUACAAGAAGUACACGAGGUGUCUGCUCAAACCUCCGCUGGGGAGGGAUGGCGGCAAGCCGAGCGACCCCAAGACCGAGGAGCGCCGGGUGAAAGUCAAAGAGAUGAUGAAGUUUGCCUGGGACAACUACAAGCUCUACGCCUGGGGCAAGAAUGAGCUGCGGCCUCUGACGAGAAACGGCCACAUUGGCAACAUGUUUGGUGGCCUGAGAGGAGCAUCCAUCAUUGACUCACUGGACACACUGUAUAUAAUGGGGUUGAUGGAGGAGUAUAACGACGCCAAGGAGUGGGUGCAGACCAGCCUGGACCUAAACUCGAACGGCGAGGCAUCACUCUUCGAGGUGAACAUCCGUUAUGUCGGUGGGCUGCUGUCGGCGUACUACCUGACAGGAGAGGAGCUGUUCAGGAGUAAAGCGAUGGAGCUGGGAGAGAAGCUGCUGCCUGCCUUCAACACGCCGACAGGAAUCCCCAGAGGAGUCAUCAACCUGGGGAGUAGUGGAACCAGUUGGAGUUGGGGCUGGGCCUCAGCCGGGAGCAGCAUCCUGGCUGAGUUCGGGACUCUCCACCUGGAAUUCGUCCAUCUGACUGAGCUCUCCAACAAUCCCAUCUACACAGAGAAGGUGAUGAACAUCAGGAAACUUCUGAACAAGAUUGAAAAACCUCACGGCCUGUAUCCCAACUUCCUCAGUCCAGUCAGCGGCAACUGGGUCCAACAUCAUGUUUCCAUCGGUGGUCUCGGGGAUAGCUUCUACGAGUACCUGAUCAAAUCAUAUCUGAUGUCAGACAAGACAGAUGAUGAUGCAAAGAAGAUGUACUAUGGAGCACUGGAGGCGAUUGAAGCUAACCUGGUACAGAAGUCAACCGGUGGCCUCACCUACAUGGCUGAGUGGAGAGGUGGGAUCCUGGAUCACAAGAUGGGCCACCUGGCCUGCUUUUCCGGGGGAAUGAUCGGCAUCGGAGCUGAUGAUGGAGCUCCGGACAAGAGGCAACACUACCUGGACCUGGCUGCAGAGAUCACGCACACGUGUCACGAGAGCUACACACGCUCAGCCACCAAACUGGGACCUGAGGCGUUCAGAUUCGACGCCGGCGCUGAAGCUACAGCAACAAGGCUGAGUGACAGAUACUACAUCCUGAGACCUGAAGUCAUCGAGAGCUACAUGUACAUGUGGAGACUCACACACGACCCCAAGUACAGAGACUGGGGAUGGGAGGCCGUUGAGGCCCUGGAGGAGCACUGCAGAGUGGAGUCUGGCUUCUCCGGGAUCCGAGACGUUUACACCAUGACAGUCAGCCACGACAACAUGCAGCAGAGCUUCUUCCUCUCAGAGACUCUCAAGUAUCUGUACCUUCUCUUCUCUGACGACGACCUCCUCCCGCUGGAGGACUGGGUCUUCAACACAGAAGCUCACCCGCUGCCCAUCAUCCGCAAGAGCUGCCUGCAGGACGAGGCCACACAGGAUAAGACGGUUUCCAACUAAGACUGAACACACAGACACACACACACACACACAGACACACACACACACACACACACACACACGCAAACACACACACGCACACACACCAAGUCAAAGCAGGUUCAGAGUAUUUCAGGAGCGUGUUAUGGACUCUUCAAUUCCUUUCCAGUAAAGGAUGUUGUCGUUUUACGCUGUGAUUGUAUAUCCUUUCGCCGGGGUUACUUCCUGCUGGCACUUCUUUUUUGUGGACAAUCAAGACAAACAUGACUUUCAUGAAAAGAGCACCUUUUUCUUUCCUUCUUUCCUCUGUGAGGAAACCAGUAUAACUUCAGACCCAAAUGUGUGGGAGGAGGGUUGAACCAUGGGCCAUAUUGUUAGAAAGAGAGAGAAACGUAUAGAAAACCACUUGAGUUUUGCUCUUUGAUUUUGUUUCGUUAACCUUGAAUGAUGAAUGACUCUCCUCGGAUCUUGUCACGGCAUUUUUUCCUUUGUGAGUUCCACUCUCUGACCAAAGGUUUCUUUGCAUCUCCUUCCCAUCUUUUCCAGUAAACGUGUUUUUGGUGAGAUUUGACGGAACAAGGGUUGAAGUCUAAUGAUUAUUAACUAAUGUACAGACAAAUAUGAAAUGUGAUUCUGGAACCCACGUCCAAACUAAUGUUGAUGUCAUGUUUCCUACUGAAACAAGCUUGAAUGAUGUUUUUUAAAGUGAGGAAAGUGUUCCGUGUCUUAUGCAUCCAGGGACCAUAUUUUAACAGAUGAUGUUGGCUUGUGUUCGGGAAGCGGGACAGUGCUGUCUCAGUCCUCUCAGCCUUUCAAAUCAGAGACACGAAUGGAGAUCUGUCAGUUCUGUGACUGUGAUACAAGCUCAAUGGGAAAAGAAAGAAUUUGCCAGUUUGCUCCGAAUGGGUUUUCCUGUUUCUGUCGUAGUUUUUCUGCCUUUACAUGUGAAUCCAUUGAGCUGCCAAUACUGAUUUAAAGGCUGUUAGACUGCAGAGACCGGUUUUCAUUUUCACCACCAUUCUUUUCAUCACAGCUACAGAGCGAAUGUGCUGUACAUACAGAUGAAGUGAGAGACCCCUGUAUGAGCUUGUCUUGACUUUUCUUUGUGAUCGUUUUCUUAAUUUCUCUAAACUUCAGUGGUUAUUUUUUCUGGGUUCUCUUUUGAUUUGCUUCCCUCAGGUGUUUCAGUACAAAAAAAAAGGAAAAACAUUUAAAAAGUUCUGAUUUUAAGUCUAGUUAAUGCUGAUAUUAAUUAUUGUUAUGACUUAUUCUUACUGUUUGUUUUAACUUUCAUUGUUGAAUAUUUUCAAAUACUGAUAAAAAUAA
Paralichthys olivaceus (Japanese flounder) is the source of this 4958-nucleotide messenger RNA. NCBI's taxonomy places the organism in Eukaryota, Metazoa, Chordata, Actinopteri, Pleuronectiformes, Paralichthyidae. The record is from RefSeq and is a predicted model, not a curated record.